Molecule: messenger RNA, 630 nt
Organism: Orbicella faveolata
Lineage: Eukaryota; Metazoa; Cnidaria; Anthozoa; Scleractinia; Merulinidae
Source: RefSeq, a predicted model, not a curated record
AGGCGAGGCUACAAAGCAGCAACAUGGCGGACGCUGUGGAAGGUUCGAGUUCUGAAAAGGAUUGCACUGACAAGAGUUUCUCCGACAGAGAUUCGUCCGACGAGAGCACAGACUUUAAAGCUGAUCGUACUUUCUCUUCGGAAAAUCAGAAAUCAUUACGGGAUCCGAAGUUGGCCGGAUCGACGCUCCAUAAUGGAAAGAAGAAACAAAAUGCGAUCGCCAAACAGGCAUGGAAAAGACGAUUUCGUUACUUGUCUUUCAAGCACUUUUUGCGUCACACGAAGGCGGUAAAUGAUAGACAAACAGGUGGAGAUCUUUCUCCCAGAGAUAAUAAGAAACAAGAAGAAGAAUCAGAUGGUUUUUAUGCAGAUGACAAAGGGUAUUUACAGGGUGAGAUCUACGAUCAACUGGAAAAUGGCGAAGAAAUUGGCUUUACGGGUGAUGUCAGUAGAAAAUUGAAUCUGAUGCCUCCUGUCAUUGGUCAGGACAGAACUUCUGAAGAUGCUGAACUUUUAAGGACUGACUUUCAGUCAGAUAGUGACAAUCCGGAGAUAAUUGUUGUUCCUUGUGCGCAAUUUGUUCGUGAAAUUUCAAGUGGAAACUAGAAAUAUAAAGUACACGUAGCUCAUA